UUUGUUAAAUUUCUUUUUUAUCUGUCUUCUUCGGAAUUAUAUGAUACGUUUAAUAGUAAAAUGUCUGUUUUUGUAUAAAUGUUUUGUAUUUAAAAAACCAAACAAUAAUUACUACGUAUCAUUUAGUACUAGUAGAACACCAUCACUUAGUUAUACGAUUGUAAUUACCAUACAAAUAUGGAGUCCUGCGUUGGUGUUGAACAGGAUUUGGACAAAGCAAUUUCAAAAUUUAAUGCUAUAAAUGAUCAUACUGAUGUAGUUCUACAGGAUAUCAUAGAACAGGUUCAGAAUUUGAAGAAAGAAAUUGCACAAAAUCCUCCAGAUACCCCAUUAUCUCAGACUCAAGCCAUGGUGGUAAGCGAUCUGGCCGCACGGGUUAAACAAACUGUAUUCCAGAUGUCCACAGAACAUCGAGAAUUGCAUGCUACAGUGUCCCGUGUGGGCAAGUCAAUCGACAGGCACUUCAUAGCUGACUACGGAUCAGUUGCACCGAAAGCGGAAUUGUUUUGCUCAGACUCAAAUAAACCUAUUAUGGAACAAGCCAUUGCGCAACACAUAUUCAGACAGGGUUUGGAGGAAGUAGGCGAUGCGUUUGUGGCAGAGAGCGGAAUCUCGCCGGUGGAGCGAACAUGCGCGUUUGCAGCGCUGCAGCGCUGUGCCGCCGCGCUCGCCGAGGGUGACCCCGCGCCCGCGCUGCGCUGGGCUGAACAACACGCGGAAGAAUUGGAGCACUCUCCUUUGCCCUUCACUCUUCACAGGAUGCAGGCACUUAAGCUGGCGCGGACGGAGGGCGUGGGCGCGGCGAUCGCGUACGCGCGCGCGCAGUUCCCGCGGCACGCGGCGCGGCACGAGCGGCAGCUGGCGGCGUGCGUGUGCGCGCUGGCGUGGGUGCGCGGGGGCGCGGGCGCGGGCGCGCCGCCGGCCGCGUACCGCGCGCUGCUGGCGCCGGCCGCGCUGGGCGCCGCCGCCGCCGAGCUGUUCGUGCGCGAGGCGUGCGCGCUGCUGCGCCUGGCGCCGCUGUCGCCGCUGGCCGGCGCCGUGCUGGCCGGCGCGCGCGUGCUGCCCGCGCUGCACGACAUCCGCGCCAAGAUGACGCACCCGCACGUCAUCGCCGCCUGGUCCGACGACGAGCUGCCGCUCGAGGUGGACCUGGGCGAGGACGGCGGCGGCUACCACUCAGUGUUCGCGUGCCCCAUCCUGCGACAGCAGGCCUCCGAGCAGAACCCGCCCAUGCGGCUGCUGUGCGGACACGUCAUCUCGCGGGACGCGCUCAACAAGCUCGCCAUGGGGGCCAAGUACGUCCAUUGUACUAGGCAUCGAUUGAAAUGCCCAUACUGUCCUAUGGAGCAAGCGCCCUCAGAAGCCAGGCAGAUAUACUUCUCUUAAGACUCCCUGUCAAUGGACAUACGACAUGAAUUUAAAGUGUACCGUAAUAAAUAUUAAACUUAAACGAAUGGACAAUCAAAUAAUAUUGACGUGCGUAUAGAUAAACAGCAUUAUUGUAAUUGUAAGAUAAAAAUAUUAUCGUUGUAUAUUUACUAUGGACUGUAGAAAAAGUUUAUGUUCUUUUUGUAAUAAAAUAAUAAAAUUUU
Galleria mellonella (greater wax moth) is the source of this 1592-nucleotide messenger RNA. RefSeq names its product E3 ubiquitin-protein ligase RMND5A (gene Sou). Gene Ontology annotation, cellular component: cytoplasm; nucleus; GID complex. The transcript has 7 exons. Gene Ontology annotation, molecular function: protein binding; ubiquitin protein ligase activity. The coding region runs from base 178 to 1386 and encodes 402 amino acids. Gene Ontology annotation, biological process: proteasome-mediated ubiquitin-dependent protein catabolic process. NCBI's taxonomy places the organism in Eukaryota, Metazoa, Arthropoda, Insecta, Lepidoptera, Pyralidae. The record is from RefSeq and is a predicted model, not a curated record.